UUGUCUUCCGCCGCUGGUAUUCACGUGGAGGAUCCUCGAGCGUCAGUGCUCGUGCUGCUGGAAGGGACACGAGGAAAGACCCAAAAAUGACGCAGUUAGACGGUGUAAUAAAACCCAAGACAAAGCGCGCCAAGCGUUUCUUGGAGAGCAGAGCGCCCAAGCUGAGUGAGGAUGUGAAAACUGCCAUGAUCAUGAAAGGAGGGAACACCAGUCAAACCAUCACACAGGCCCUCAAGGACAUAUAUUCAUUGAAGAAGCCCAGUGCUGUGCUGUACAAGAAGAAGAACAUAACGCGGCCGUUUGAGGACUCAACGUCACUGGAAUUUUUCUCCAAGAAGACCGACUGCUCUCUGUUUCUGUUCGGCUCCCACAACAAGAAACGACCCAACAACCUUAUAUUUGGUCGUCUGUUUGACUUUCAUGUGCUGGAUAUGAUCGAACUUGGAGUUGAGAAGUUUGUCUCUCUGAGUGAUAUCAAGACCAGCAAAUGUCCUGAGGGGACCAAACCGAUGCUGGUGUUUGCAGGGGAAGCUUUUGACACAGACAACGAACACAAACGUCUGAAGAGUCUGCUCAUAGACUUCUUCAGAGGUCCCACUGUGUCUGCGGUGCGUCUGGCAGGUCUGGAACAUGUGCUGCACUUCACAGCCCUGGAUGGGAAAAUCUACAUGCGCAGCUACAAGUGUCUGUUGAAGAAGUCUGGGUGCCGCACGCCGAGGAUCGAGCUCGAGGAAAUCGGCCCAUCGUUUGACUUUGUCAUAAGAAGAACACAUCUGGCCUCAGAUGACUUGUACAAGUUAUCUCACAGACAGCCUAAAGCUCUGAAGCCCAAGAAGAAGAAGAACAUUUCCCAUGAUGCCUUUGGCACCAAGUUUGGCCGGGUGCACAUGCAGAAGCAGGAUCUGUCCAAGCUGCAGACACGUAAGAUGAAGGGCCUGAGGAAGAGGAGGGGAGAGGUGGUCGCUGAAGAGCAGGCCGGACAGGCACCCAAAGUGGCCAAAGUGGAGAGCUGAGGUCACUUCCUGUCCACACAGAUGACUGUCCCGUACCUGUCAGUGUCCAUCACUGUAGGACAGGACAGUCACCUUGUUUGUAAGACUGAUCGUGCGCUCAUUGUUGCCAGAUUUUACUGUCAGUGCGGCUCCAGGCACAGAGGAGGCAGAUUCUUUAUCGCUGCCUCUUUUGUUCCUGUCCUCUUUUCCAUGUGACUUUAAGAUACGUGUUUGUCCUGAGCAUAAUGAGCUCGCUGGAAAAACCACGCGAGCAUCAGGAAAAAAAGUCCAAGAAAUGUGACCUGAUGGCAGUUGCAAGGGAAGUCUGCCUGGAAUUUGCAGAAUUUUCUUGUAUAAGUGAGUAAUUUCACUGGCAUGACUCACUUUAAGAAAAUAAAUCCAGCUCUAAACUAUAUCAGGCUGUUUAGAGCUUUUUAGAAAAAGUUGUCUUGUAUUGGUUGAAGAGGUCCGCACGCCGGUGAGCUCCCCUUAAAGGAUUUUAUUCUGUGAAAAUAAAUGAUGUUUUGAGCUAAAAACGCUCUUCCUCAGA
Plectropomus leopardus (leopard coralgrouper) is the source of this 1542-nucleotide messenger RNA. RefSeq names its product ribosome production factor 2 homolog (gene rpf2). The record is from RefSeq and is a predicted model, not a curated record. Gene Ontology annotation, molecular function: rRNA binding. Gene Ontology annotation, cellular component: nucleolus. Gene Ontology annotation, biological process: ribosomal large subunit assembly; maturation of LSU-rRNA from tricistronic rRNA transcript (SSU-rRNA, 5.8S rRNA, LSU-rRNA). NCBI's taxonomy places the organism in Eukaryota, Metazoa, Chordata, Actinopteri, Perciformes, Serranidae.